Molecule: messenger RNA, 2317 nt
Organism: Rhea pennata
Lineage: Eukaryota; Metazoa; Chordata; Aves; Rheiformes; Rheidae
Gene: NRIP3
Product: nuclear receptor interacting protein 3
Exons: 7
Coding region: 1-735 (244 amino acids)
Biological process (GO): proteolysis
Molecular function (GO): aspartic-type endopeptidase activity
Source: RefSeq, a predicted model, not a curated record
AUGUUUUACUCCGGCGUCCUGGCAGAGCCGAGCAGGAAGGACGCGGAGCUCCGGGAAGCGGCGUCCCUGCGGCAGCAGAGGAGGGUGAAGCAGGCGGCGCGGUUCCUGCACAAGGACUCCGCGGAUCUCCUCCCUCUGGACGGGCUGAAGAAGCUGGGCACGUCCAAGGACACCCAACCGCAUAAUAUCCUGCAGAGACGCCUAAUGGAAGCGAAUUUAUCAAAACUGCGAAGCAGCCGAGGCACCUGGGCCCCCAGGAACGACAUCCCCUGUAAGCCGAAUCAGACCAAACUGGGCAGCUCCAAGAGGACGGAGGAAGAGGAGCUCAUAGCGGUGAGCUGCCAGUGCGCCGGCAAGGAGCUGAAGGCCGUGGUGGACACCGGCUCGCGGUACAACCUCAUCUCGUCCGCCUGCCUCGACCGGCUGGGGUUAACGGAGCAUCUCAAGGUGUUCGGCGACGACGAGGAGAGCAUCUCGUUGCCGCACAACGCGCGGGCGAUCGGCCAGGUCGACCGGCUGGUCCUGGCAGUGGGAGCCGUCCCCGUGGAGUGCGCCGCCCUCGUCGUGGAAGACAGUGAGAAACCCUUCUCCUUUGGGCUGCAGACGCUGAAGUCUCUGAAGUGUAUCAUCAACAUGGAGAAGCACCAUCUCGUCCUGGGGCAGGCCGACAGGGAAGAAAUCCCUUUUGUGGAGGGUGAAGUGGCUGCGGAGGACGAGCGCACUUUGGAGGCAUAAGGAGAAACUGAAACGCCCCCACACGAGAGCUCGACAUCAAAGACCCUCUGUGCAGCUGUUCAAGAUGAAACAGCAACAUGCUGCUUUGGAAACAUUUAUACUAGGCUACGGCUUGAGUUUAGCUAUAUGAAAUCCUGUUCAGUAGCCAAUAACUUAGAGAUAUUGUCAUGUUUAUCUAUGAGUUUUGAGAAACAAAUGUGUGCUUAUUUUCUGGACUUUUCUAUAUAGUGCCCUCUUUACUAUGAACAGUCAGACAAACCUUAUGAAUUUCUUCUGAUGAGAAAAAUACUUUUUAUAGUGGCCUCCUAUGAGUAAUUGUAUUCAGCUGUGAUCAGAGGCUAUCAGAAAGAGAUUUUUAUUAAUGAUUUUUUCCAGAGACUAAGAAUUUAUAUUCGCUUAAUUGAUGUUGCCACAUUCAAAAUGGCCAUUACCAGGCAGUCGCUCUUAGUAACAUAACAACGCUAAUGCCACCCGCGGGCUGUGGUUCGUCCUGUUGGCCAUAGUAUCGUUGCCGUAUACUUGGGGCUGCAGUUGCUGCCUCGAGGAAGAGGAGCAAUUACAGUGUUAUUCAGGGCUGAGGUUUGUCCUCGGUGGCACAGAAGCAGCCUCACAGUGGUGGUGGGAGGGCACGGCUGGGACAACGUCGCCGGCUGCACGGGGCAGGCAGGAAAAUUGCCCAUUGGAUUGAGCCAAAAAGACAGAAACGAGCACAAAAUUUUACAAGCUGGAAAGCAGCAGAUGCAGAGCUAUAGUGGUCUAUUGUGAAGCAAAUCUGUGUUUUUAUAUCUAGUUACAAGUCACCUGGGAUCUGUGAGUACCGGACUAACCUUGUCACCCUCAGAAUACAUGGACUUUUCACCAGGACCAGCGUUUUCUUCUGCAUUUCCACCCUGCAGCAGCAGGUUAACACUUUGCCGCUGCACCCUUGCAGACCAGAGCAAUGCACUGUGCUGCCUCGAGGAGCCUGGCCUGGGGUAAAGGCAACUUUCUGGGCUCUUGAAAACUAAUGGGAAUUAAUUCCCGACAACCACAACAGAGGUAUCUUUAAAAUUCAGAGUAAUAGCCUUCUGGUGUGUGGCACAUGUUGAAGGGGGACAGCAACUCCCGCCGGGUGGGUUUGCAAGGGGCCCGUUCAGUGUGGCACAGCCAGCAGCACUAACCUUGCGGCUGUUGCUUAGCAAAAGCACCUUGCUUCGUCCCAGUCUUGGCCAGUAGUAUCUUCAGCCAUCUCAUGCCCCCAGCGGCAUCACAGCUGGAGCUUCAUCUCCUGCAGUGGAUUUGAACCUUUUUUCAAUACUGGGUAUUACUAGUAGAUCUGGAGUAUCCGUGUUUUGAGCUAUUUUCUAUUUUGGUGAUACAUUUCAGUGCUUUCUCUACAUAUAGUAUUUUAUAUAUCAUAGCUAUACACAUACAUAUAAAUAUAAAUAUAUAUAUGCACACACACAUAUAUAAGGUUGGGCUGCCUAGGGCAUCCCAUCAAUUUGUUGUAGAAAUAUUUCACUAAAUAUGAAAUAUAUUUGAUUAUUUUAUAUGCUAUGGGUUUGGUAUUUUGGCACUUCAUUCUUUCUGUGCUUAUUAUUGU